Molecule: messenger RNA, 1038 nt
Organism: Venustampulla echinocandica
Lineage: Eukaryota; Fungi; Ascomycota; Leotiomycetes; Helotiales; Pleuroascaceae
Exons: 1
Coding region: 1-1038 (345 amino acids)
Biological process (GO): translation
Cellular component (GO): mitochondrial large ribosomal subunit
Molecular function (GO): structural constituent of ribosome
Source: RefSeq, a predicted model, not a curated record
AUGCCACCGCGAAUACCUCCGCCCUCAAGGGCGAUUGCUUCGAUCCUGAGAUGCAAACACCCCUUCAAGAUUCGACGGCAGUAUGCAACAGCAGUUGCUCCAGCAGCUUCUCACGAGCAGAUGACACAAUCAUCACCGCCCAUAAAACGAUACCCCGCUACCCAACCUCCCUCCUACAAGCCGCCUGAGUUCAGGAAAUCACAGCUUCUCCGGCAAUAUGCCUCGCUCCUCCGCUCCACACCUCUGAUGAUACUCUUCCAACACAACAACCUCACAUCAACAGAAUGGGCAGGAAUAAGGCGGGAACUUACCAAAGCUCUGCGCAAAGUCGAUGAAGCUAUGGUUGCGGCUGGCCAGCCUCCGCAGAAUUUGGCAGAGGGUAUUAAGGUCCAGAUCAUACAGACCGGCAUCUUCGCCUCUGCGAUUAAGAUUGUUGAAUUCUACAAGCCGGAUUCACAGUCAUCUCCGCCUGCCAUUGAUCCUACAGAUCCGGCUACGCCAUCUUCUGCCGCGAUUCCGAUUGUCAGCCCUGAUGCGUCCAAGCUUACUCAUACUUUGUCCGAGGCAGCCCAUCAAGCAAUUGCCAGAAAAUCACAUCCCUUGGACCCGUUACUUUCUGGGCCAUUGGCUCUCUUGACCUUUCCCACUGUCUCGCCUCAGCACUUGAAGGCAGCGCUGUCUAUACUGUCGCCCUCUAAACCGGAUUUCCCAGCUCCAACACGAAAAGCAAACCCAGGCUAUUUUGAACUCCCAGUCCAAAGCGGGUUACAGAAGCUGUUACUGCUCGGAGCUCGUGUAGAGGGCAAGAUAUUCGAUAGCGAGGGGACGAAAUGGGUGGGAAGUAUUGGAGGUGGGUUGGAUGGUUUGCGGGGACAAUUGGUGUCUAUGUUACAAGGUAUUGGUGCUGGUGUUACAAAUACCCUGGAGAGUGCGGCAAAGAGUCUAUAUUUCACAGUUGAAGGUAGACGGACUAUGUUGGAGGAUGAAGAGAAGGGAGUCUCAGAAGAGAAAACAGAGGAGGCUAAAAAACCAGAGUGA